CAUUCUUCCACCUUACUCCGUCUCUUUUCUUUGUUACUCUAGUCCGUCCGGAGUUGCGUACUGUCGGGAUUCCUGAGCGCUGGUCUUUGUUUAUAUCCGCCCUCGAAUUCCUCAGCAUACCCUUUCUACCGAUAUAACUUCGCUUUACCUUUUGUUGCGUUCGUUUCGCCACAACCACACAACAAAAUGUCUACGUUCUUCUACGGUCACCAGCAACAGCACCAGCACCAGCAACACCCUCACCACGGUGCUGCCGCCCACAUGGCCAACUCAAACAACCACCAUGGGGGUCGUUCCCGUCGGGGACCCAAGAUGACUGCCCAGAAUGCUCAGCGCCAGUUCAGAGGUGUCAAGAGCAUGCGGGAGCUUGCUGAGGCCCCUGCUGUGACUGCUUUCCGUGCCCGUUUCGAAGCUGGACGGUCUUUUGACCUGGAUGACGACCUGGAGUUUUGCCCCAGUCUCCUGACGGAAGAUGAUCUGCACUCCAUUCACUCUGCUUCCUCGGAUCGGUCAUCUCUCUCCAGUGGAUCUCCCGAUACCUCUCCUCUCCAGCAUCAAAUCCAGCCUGUCCAGCAGGUCACCCCCUCCAUCUCCCUGUCUCCUGCCUCCAGCAACUCCUAUGUUCACUCAGGAGUUAGCGGUAAUCUUAAUCACGUGAACUUCCAGCAACCGUCCGCAGUCCGCACCCGCAAGGUUAUCCCGAUCGUCAACCCCAAUACUGGCAUGACCUUGACGAGCCCGCCUACGUCGAUCUCCCCGGCCUCGAUGCAGAAUGCCCAACGUCGGUGGUGAGGACCGCGAUUCUGGCAAGUCGCCGUUCCAUUCGGCAAAGGGCCGCUUAGGCUCAUAGCA
Molecule: messenger RNA, 852 nt
Organism: Aspergillus piperis CBS 112811
Lineage: Eukaryota; Fungi; Ascomycota; Eurotiomycetes; Eurotiales; Aspergillaceae
Product: DUF4452 domain-containing protein
Exons: 2
Coding region: 187-792 (201 amino acids)
Source: RefSeq, a predicted model, not a curated record